Scleropages formosus (Asian bonytongue) is the source of this 5922-nucleotide messenger RNA. It is a transcript of the gene plekhm3, whose product is annotated as pleckstrin homology domain containing, family M, member 3. Lineage: Eukaryota; Metazoa; Chordata; Actinopteri; Osteoglossiformes; Osteoglossidae. Bases 481 to 2580 code for a protein of 699 amino acids. The record is from RefSeq and is a predicted model, not a curated record. The transcript is spliced from 8 exons.
GACGGACCCGAGACUGACAGAUUGUAAACAGAAUCAGGUUGUGAGGCGAUGUGGCUCCAAUGACAUCGCCAAACACCCACGAGCCCCCUUGUGUGGCCCGCUCUUGUUCUCGCCGUGGCUCCUGCCGAGGCCCCUAGAGCAGGCUGCGGGACCGGGUGCGAUGAGUGCUCCGGGACCUUGUGUAACCUUCCAGACCCGUGAUAAUCGCGGUGUGCCUGGCGCUGGCUGCCACCUCUGAUGCUGCAAAGCGUCCAUUAGUGUCUGUUGGCAGGGUCUGUAAACAGUCAUCCCCUCUGGAAGGAGACUGAGCCCCCAAGGAGCUCCAGGCACAAGCAGUUUCCUCUUGGCUGCAGAUUGCAGACAGCAGCUCUGUGCUCCUGCCCCGGAGGAUUUUGGAAUCUCUCCUGUCUGGGAUCUCAAACGAGGCCAUUGAAGGCUUUAACCCCUAACUGGCACGCGGGACGCUUUGCUUAGGAAGUGAUGGACGGACUGGAUAUGGAGGACAUCAGCCCCGCGCUGGAGGUAACUGAAGACUUCCUACAUUGCCUGGAAGGAGCUCCUGUGGAUGACGGUCGCCAGUGUAAGUUACAAGAGGUGUCAGCACUUGGCCGCCUCGGCUCCAGUGGCUUGUGGGGGAUGCUGGCUGCUGAUCAGCUAGAGGUAUCGCCUUGCAAUGUGGCCUGGGCCGGCCAGCCAGCACCCUUCAGUAUCCUUGGCCUGCGACAGGGCAAACGGAGUCGCGCUCGCUCCACCAAUGACCUGGCUGCCCACACCAAGGACGACAACUCCUCUGCAGGCCCCUUCAAGCGCGGGCACAACCGCUCCCGUUCUGACGCCAACUACAAGACAUACAUGGACAACGGGGUGCUGGCGGUGGACAAGAACAUGCUGAAGAACAUGGUGGUGCUCAGUGACAAGAGACAAGGGGACAAGGAGAGCAGCUCCAGCAGGGUGAAGCAGGGCGAGCUGGAGCUGCGCGAGGGCUCUUCGGGCCGCUGGACUGCCUGCCACGUGGAGCUCACGCCUUGUGAACUGCGCAUCUAUGGCCUGGACAGCAGCGGCAACCGCCAGCUGUGUACGGCGUACUCUCUGUCACACUGCCAGAGCGUGGGCGCACCGCUGGCGCCGGACGGCUGCGUGCUGCAGGCCAUCUUCUUCAACAGCACUCGCCUGCAGCUGCGAGCGCCCUGUCAGUGGGAGGCCCUGGAAUGGCGCCGGUGCCUGUGGGAGCAUGUGCUGGCCGCCCGCCCUGCCCAGCAGCAAGGGGACCUCCCUAACUCUGCCUCCGUCACUUCCCCUGGGCCCACCCCCGGCCCGCUGCUCCGGCCCACGGCCCUACCCAUCUUCACGCAGCGUUGCCCCGAUGUGCUAAAGUCCGGCCUGCUUUACCAGCAAACGGACCAAAACAACUGGCGGGCCUUCACUUUCGUUCUGAGCAAGACGCAGCUGCAGGCUUUCCCCACAGAAGGCCGGGGCCCUGUUUCGGAGCCCGUGCUGCGGUACGCGCUGUCCGGCUGCUUGGCGGUGCAGCGCGAUGACUCGGAGGGCAGCCGCGCUCGCUUCCAGGCCGUGUUUGACCUCGAAGUUCUUCGGCUGCAGGCUGAGACUGAACGCAAGGCUCAGGAUUGGGUGGAAGUGCUGCGCACUGCCGCUGCAGCCCAGCGAGCCUCCGGCGACGGUCCCGCACCCGUCCAGCUCCGGAGCAAACAUACGCGGGAGCGACGACACCGGGACGCCCAGCGGGGCAAACGCCAGUCGGUCACUACCAGCUUCCUGGGCAUCCUGUCGUGCUUGGCGGUGGAGAAGGGCCUGACAGCCCAGAGCUUUCGGUGCGCAGGGUGUCAGAGGCCUGUGGGCCUAUCCCGGGGCAAGGCCAAGGUGUGCUGCUACAGUGGCUGGUACUACUGCACCAGCUGCCACGAGGAUGACCUGUUCCUCAUCCCCGCUCGCCUCCUGCACAACUGGGACACGAGCAAACACAAGGUCUCGAAACAGGCUAAGGAGUUUUUGGAGUUUGUGUACGAGGAACCCCUGCUGGACGUGCAGCAGCUGAACCCCUGCCUGUACGAGCACUGCGAAGCACUGGCGGCCGUGCUGCGGCUCCGGCAGCAGCUCCAGUCGCUGCGCGCCUACCUCUUCAGCUGCCGCGCUGCAGUGGCAGAGGACUUGCGCCGGAGAAUCUUCCCCAGAGAGUACCUCCUGCAGCACAUCCACCUGUAUUCCCUAGCUGACUUGCAGCAGGUCAUAGAUGGGAAGCUUGCCCCCUUCCUUUCAAAGGUGAUCAAGUUUGCCAGCUCCCACGUUUACAGCUGCAGCCUCUGUAGCGAGAAGGGCUUCAUCUGCGAGAUGUGUCACAAUGGCCAGGUCAUAUACCCCUUCCAGGAGAGCGCCACCAAGAGGUGUGAGAGCUGCGGUGCUGUUUUCCACACUGAGUGCAGAAUGCGGGCCCAGCCGUGCCCUCGCUGUGUGCGCAGAGAGUUGCACAAGAAGCCGUCGUCAUUUUGGAGAAGACUGGAACCCCAGGACAGCCCCUGCGAUGACCCCUACAGCUGCUUUGAACUGCCCUUCCAGGACACCUGAGGGCACGUUGGGGAACAGGGAGCAUUUUGGGGGGGGGGGGGUUACAUCAGGACAGCAGUGAGCACCAAACAGAAUGAAGAGGGGAAAAAAUUGGCAAGGUUUAUAGCCUUACUGCUGCUCUGGCAAACAGGGAAUAGAUUCUAUAUCUGAAGUAGACUCACUCCUAGUCUGGGGAUGUGUGUGUUAUGUGUUUGUGAGUUUUUGUGGGGUCAUGUUGUACAGUUGUUGUACAUGUUUGAAAGCUCAGGGCCCAAAGGAGGAAGCUGGACUGUUGGCCUCUCACCUGUUUUGCUGCCUAUCAUCUGAUGGAGUUAGCCAGAACAGGCAGAUCCUCUUCACACAUCUCCUACAAGAAGUGCCGCGCCAUAAUGAGACCAAAUGACCUUUUCCUUUCAUCUUCAAGAUUACUGCCGAGGCCAGGAAGAGUGCACACAACUCCAAGGAACACACAAAAAAAAAACCACACAGACUCGCACACACAGAUGAAAGGGAAGAGGUGCUGGCUUGGAGGGCCUGUAGUUCCAAAGGAGCGGUGCUAUGGGAGGAGACCCACACACUGUUCUCCCAGGUCUCAUGUGACUACUGCAGCUUCCAUGAGCGGGCUGUCACUUCACUCCACAAGUCCUGCUGGACCAGCACUUUCUGAACACUUUGGGAUGCUCCUCCUGAGGGACAGAGGGCCAUGUUUGUAAGCUGCAGGAGAGGUGACCAUGAGCACGCUGGGUGAGGGUGUUGUCAGUUACAUGCUGAGAAGAAUCCAGCAUGAACGAUAUAGAUCUGAAGUGUGUAAUGGUCCUGUUCUUCCAGUGGCUUGGACCACAUUAGAUGACUGUUCACCCUGUUCUCUGUACCAGCCUGUCAAACUUGACAGCGCUUCUUUAUCCUCAAAUAUCCAUCUUCAUUUGCAAUGUCAGAUUUACUGUCCACAUGCUGUGCAAAUGUUCCAGUUAUCUGCUUCCAACUGAGCAUCUCUGUUUUAGCACCACUGUUUGUAAUUCUAAGCUCUCAUUAAUUCUAAUCUUUGUGUUUAUCUCUGAAUGUUGUGAGUCCCAAGUUUAUUUCCUUGUAACUCAGCACAGGAUGCUUUAUGGUGAGAAGUGGUGGGGUCGUUUCUUAGAACGUUAUACUCAAAUAUCUUCGUUCUGCUGGGCUUGGUGGAGACCAGGGCCUGUCUUGAAGACCCUUGUCUUUUUAUAUUAGCCUUGCAGGCUUUUUAGGCCACUCUCAUUUCAGAGACUCAUCUUGUCAUCUAGGCUACAUUCACAGCUACGACACAGCCACAGAAGACAAAAGCAGCAGGCCAGGACAUCAGCUUCCUGUCAUGAGCACAAAACUCCAAACCCAAGAAAAAACCCAAAGCUACUGUUGAACUGCUCAGUAUCAGUUUUGCUCUUCUGGCUCCUCACUGUUCAAUCUGAACAUAAGGCAAUAAUUGGUUUUACUUUGCUGUAAUUGUUUGCUUCUGUUUACUGAAAAUACAUGAAACUCGUAAAUAUUUCCUUUAGAAACUGGUGGCCUUGUUUGUUGCUCCUUUAUUGACCAAGGAGCUCUGACUUGGUCCGGGUGCCUUCUCCAGCAUGUUUGGUGUGCUUCCCUCUUCUCCCUUUUCUCUCCUCUGUAUCAUUUGACAUAAAGUCCAUGAAAUGGAGCAGGGUAACCAGUGAACUAUACUCCAUAAGUAGCCAUAUCCUCCCAGCAGUCUCCAGUGGGCACUGGGAUGUUGUGCUACACUUGAAAUCUGUAGAAAAGCUGUUUGAAAUGCUUGGGCUUUUAGGGCUGUAGGCUGGUUAACACUGAAAUUAGUUUUGGAAAAGGAUAACAACAAUGCUUGGUGUGAAUGGGAGUAAAGGUUUGCUCUUUGAGUGCUGCGUAUGGCUGAUCACACCUGCCCCUCUUACCUACUGUGGACCGGAAGGCAUUAUCUUCAACUUCCAACUUAAGCUGUUGUAGGAGUGACUUUACCUUGGGGUCACUGCCUAAAUUCACCUUCAUCUACUUGAAUUAUAUAAUUCCAUGGAUUUCUCAGUUGUUUACCAAUGCAUCUGUCCACUGGUCACUAGCACAUGAUCCAAAAUGAAAAUGAUUGGUAGUCUUGUUUGAAAAUGUAUGUAGUUGGGGUGGAACAAGAAAGAAAGAUUCAUCAUUCAUGUGUUUAAAAUAACAGUUUCAUUAUUGCCUCCACUUUUGUUGUUUUGGAGCAUUGCACUAGCACCAAGGGACCUUUUGUUUCGGACGCUAUGCUCUGUAAAUGUGUAAAUAUUGUAUGUAUCUUAAGGAGGUGGAGGAUUUAUUUGUGCCACUCCUCAGUACUUAGAAUAUCCUAUUAUUUAUUGAAUUACUUUAUCUUUGCUUGCCUUAAACUGAAAGCCAAGAUAAAAGCCUGUUGAUGUUCUGUGUUUCCCUUGAAUACAUUUUUGUGCAACUGGGAUAGUCUCAUGUUUUGAGAAGUAGGAUUUGUUUAGCUACAGCUUUGUAUGUAAACUGUAUAUUUCAAUCUCACUGUGCAUAAGGGAGCCUUGUAUGUUGGCAAGACUCGUGCAUUUUAUUUUGUUGCUGUUGUAGGAAAAUGUGUGAACAACAGUACUUUUGCUUCCUUUUUAAAUGCAUGGUGAAAAAUGGACUACUGGUUUUCUGGAAAGAAACAUUUCAUUUUUAACCCAGUGCUUUCCCUGUUCAUUUAGACGAGCCGGAUCCCUCUAUGGCUUGUCGAACGCUAGGGAGAGAAAAAGUUCAAUGGGAGAGCCAUCACUAAGGGCAGGUCAGUUCUUAAUAAAGAAAGAGGGUUGUUACUGAACAUUUGAAUAAAUAGGAACAUAGUGGGGAUUUCCAUCUAUUCAGGGAUGCAAUUAUUUCAAUGCACUAAAUUCAGAAGUCCUGCUAGGCAUCUGUCUUUGUGAAAAAUUGAACUUGAAAAUAAUAUUAAUAAUGAACAAGUUGUAAAAUUCAGGGAUCUGCAACAUUAUGGUUGCAGAAAACAAAAGAGAAUUAUGGACAACAGAACAGAACUCAAUGUGUACAGGUUGCGAUGAAAUACAGGUUUUGUUCUGAGCACGAGACUUUUUUUUCCCCGCAUAAGGUGAAACAUGAAAUACUUACUCAGAUGUUUCCUUGGAUGUUUUGGCAUCGUGUUGCAACCAGGUUAUAGGGUUAUUUAUUGAGUAUUUAUUAUUUUUGUUUCUCUUUCUUUGGGCCUUAGCACUGCUUCCCAUUUGUCUGUGAACUGCUCUGUGUGUGUUGACUCCUUGCUGCCGCUGAUCUCUUAUGCAGGUAUUGAGACUGUGUGUCGAAACCUGUUACUUUUUUUCUACCAAUGAUGCCAAUAAAGCCAUUUAUCACAGUCAA